AUGUCUCAAUACGGAUUCCACACUACUGGUCUUGAGAUCGUCAACGACUUUUCAGGAAAUGUCAAAGGACGUACCUUUCUAAUCACAGGUCCAAGUGAAGGCGGAAUUGGAGCACAAACAGCAAUCUCCCUCGCCCAUGGAGCACCAUCAAUGAUCCUCCUCCUCGGCCGCUCCCUCACCAAAAUCCAACCCACAAUCGACGAAAUUCACACCAUAAACCCCUCCAUCACCACCAAAUUCAUCCCCAUCGAACUCUCCUCCCUCAAAAAAGUCCGCACCGCCGCCCAAUCCAUCCUCUCCGACACCAGCAUCCCCAAAAUCGACGUCGUGAUCAACAAUGCCGCCAUCAUGAUCUCUCCCUACGAACUCAGCAUCGAUGGCUACGAGCUCCAGCUCGCCACAAACCACCUCUCCCACUUCCUCCUCACAAACCUCAUCAUGCCCAAGAUCCUCGCCGCAGGACCAGGAGCAACAAUCGUCAACGUCGGCUCUCUGGCCCACGUCCUCGGCGACAUCAACUGGGAAUCCACUGAUUUCAACAAAGGCCGCACCUACGACGCCUGGUCCGCUUACGCGCAGGCCAAAACCGCAAAUGCCUUGUUCACCGUGGCUUUACGCUCGAAACUUGUCAAAAGAGGCGUGCAGAGCUGGACAUUGAAUCCAGGGGGCAUCAAGACGAAUUUACAGAAAUUCAUGACGCCGGAGCUUUUAGCGGAGGGGGUGGAAAGGUAUUCGGGGCCUGGGAGUGAGAGACCGCCGUUGAAGAGUGUGGCGGAGGGGUGCGCGACUACUUUGAGAGCUGCGCUGGAUGCGUCGUUAGUGGAGAGGAAUGGGAGUUGUUAUUUGUCUGAUUGUCAGGUUAUUGAGGUGGGGCAGAAUCUUAAGGGGUAUGCGAUGGAUAGGCAGGCUGCGGAGAGGUUGUGGAGGAUGAGUGAGGAGAUGGUGGGGGAGAGGUUUGAGUAUUAG
Molecule: messenger RNA, 966 nt
Organism: Glarea lozoyensis ATCC 20868
Lineage: Eukaryota; Fungi; Ascomycota; Leotiomycetes; Helotiales; Helotiaceae
Product: NAD(P)-binding Rossmann-fold containing protein
Exons: 1
Coding region: 1-966 (321 amino acids)
Source: RefSeq, a predicted model, not a curated record